Molecule: messenger RNA, 5214 nt
Organism: Micropterus salmoides (largemouth bass)
Lineage: Eukaryota; Metazoa; Chordata; Actinopteri; Centrarchiformes; Centrarchidae
Gene: pik3cb
Product: phosphatidylinositol-4,5-bisphosphate 3-kinase, catalytic subunit beta
Exons: 24
Coding region: 355-3582 (1075 amino acids)
Biological process (GO): phosphatidylinositol-mediated signaling; phosphatidylinositol-3-phosphate biosynthetic process; phosphatidylinositol 3-kinase/protein kinase B signal transduction
Cellular component (GO): cytoplasm; plasma membrane; phosphatidylinositol 3-kinase complex
Molecular function (GO): 1-phosphatidylinositol-3-kinase activity; 1-phosphatidylinositol-4-phosphate 3-kinase activity
Source: RefSeq, a predicted model, not a curated record
CUGGCGGAGGAAAAAGCAGCGGUGGUGGUUCACCUUCUGAAAUAAACAGGAAGCAAGCGAGCACUACUGUUCACCUGCGUGAUAGUCCUGCGUACGGAGAGGCCGGGCGGAACGCGUGAUCUGCCACACAAACAUUUUGCAUUUGAAACUACUCUGUCGUGACAAGAAAUAUUAACUUUCAGCUGUUUGUUUUCCCGGUACAUUUUUCAACGACCUGAUACCAGAGAGUGACUGAAGAUGCAGUGUCCCAGCCGCUAUCCAGACACCCCCACCAAGGAGCAGAGGCACAGGAACUAAGAGACUUUAGGAAACAGCAGGUCCUUAUGGUUGAGGUGGUGUGUGGUGCCCCUUGCCAUGCCUCCUGCCAUGACAGACCUCCUGGACAUAUGGGCAGCCCACCCGCACCUGGCCGGCCAUGCUCUGGACCAGAUCACUGUGGACUUUCUGCUGCCCACCGGUAUCUAUAUCCAGAUGGAUGUUCCACGCGAGGCCACCAUUCAGCACAUCAAGCUGCUCUUAUGGAAGCAGGCGCAGUCGUUCCCCUUGUUUCCCGCCCUGGGCGAGAUGGAGAGCCACAUGUUCGAGUGUGUCAACCAGGCAGCUGUGCACGAAGAACUGGAGGACGAAACUCGCAGGUUGUGCGACGUCCGCCCUUUCCUACCAGUCCUCAAGCUGGUGACACGCAACUGCGGCCGAGCAGAGCGCCUGCUGGACUCCAAAAUCGGCGUGCUCAUUGGCAAGGGUCUCCAUGAAUUUGAUGCUAUAAAUGACCAGGAGGUGAAGGACUUUCGCAGUAAGAUGUUUCGUAUGAGUGAGGAAAGGAUGCAACAGGUCCAGAUGAUGACAUGCACAGAGUGGCUGCAGGCCUGCUUCUCCCCACAGCUGGAGCCGGUGGCAGAGUCAGCCAUCACUGAUGGGCUCAAUGACCUGAAAGUCAUUAUCCACUUUGACCAGUCUCAGGACUCAGCCAGUCUGAAGGUGGCAUCGUCCUGCACCUCCAAGGAGCUGAUGGAGCUGGCCUUGAGGAAGUGGCUGACCACCCACGGUCCUGAGGAGGAGGCAUGGAGGGGUCAGUACGUACUGAGGGUUAGCCAGUGUCUGGAGUUCCUCUGUGGAGACCACCCCCUGAUUCAGUACAAGUACAUCCGUGCAUGCAUGCAAGCCAAGGAGUCUCCACACCUCACCCUGGUCCACACCAGCACCGUCAAGGGCAUGUUUGACAAAGAGAUCUCUGCCAUCGGAGCGGUCGUUUGCCGCAAGUCCUCCAACCCACCUUUACCACUACCUCCUAAGAGAAGGGCUCCCACGCAAGUACAGACAUGUGUGUGGGACGUGUCUAGCCCGUUUAAGAUAGCUCUAUUGAAGGGCAGCAAGGUGAACGCGGAGGAGACGGCCAAGGUCCAGGUGAGGGCGGGCCUCUUUCAUGGCACAGAGCUGCUGUGCAAGCCAGUAGUGAGCAGUGAAAGCAGCGGACGCUCAGACCAUACCUGGAAAGACAGCAUGCUGGAGUUUGACCUCUCUGUCUGUGACCUGCCACGCAUGACCCGCCUCUGCUUUGCUAUCUAUGCCGUCAUGGAUAAGGUUAAGAAGCAGAAGUCCACCAAAAAUGCUCACACAAACAAGUACCAGACCAUCCGCAAAGCAGGGAAAGUGCACUACCCCAUAGCAUGGGUCAACACAAUGGUGUUUGACUACAAAGGCCAGCUGAAGACAGGAGACAUCAUCCUGCACUGCUGGUCUUCCUUUCCUGACGAACUUGAAGAGAUGCUCAACCCUAUAGGAACCAUUCAGACCAACCCAUACACUGAGAACGCUACAGCACUGCACAUCCACUUCCCAGAGUACUCGUCACACCCCAUCAUCUUCCCCCCAUUCGACAAGAUACUGGAAAAAGCUGCAGAGAUCGCCAGAGCAAGUGACUGUGCACCCAUGGGUCGUGGCGGUAAGAAGUUCCACAUAGAGCUGAAGGAGAUCAUGGAGCGGGACCCGCUCUCUCAGCUGUGUGAAAACGAAAAAGAUUUGAUCUGGACACUACGCUACGACUGUCGUGAGAAUUUCCCUCAGUCACUGCCCAAGCUGCUGCUCUCCGUCAAGUGGAGCAAACAUGAGGACAUGGCCCAGCUCCAGGCACUGCUUCAAAUCUGGCCCAAACUGAGUCCCAGAGAUGCUCUGGAGCUUCUGGACUUCAACUACCCUGACCAGUAUGUCAGAGAAUAUGCUGUGGGUUGUCUGCGUGACAUGAGUAAUGAGGAGCUGUCGCAGUACUUGCUACAGUUGGUGCAGGUGUUACGCUAUGAGCCUUACUAUGACUGCGCCCUCACCCAUUUCCUGCUGGAGCGAGCCCAUGGGAACCGCAAGAUUGGACACUUCCUCUUCUGGCACCUACGGUCAGAGAUCCACAUGCCAGCUGUUUCAGUCCAGUUUGCCCUCAUCCUGGAGGCCUACUGUAGAGGCAGCAUCCCUCAUAUUGAGGUUCUAAAGAAACAAGUGGAGGCCCUGAGUAAGCUAAAGUCAGUGAAUGAACUAAUUAAGCUGGGAACCAUCAAGAAUGCUCGGAGUAAGACCAAGGAGGCAAUGUUGACCAAGGAGGCCAUGAUGACAUGUCUAAGGCAGAGCGGCUACUCAGAGACUCUGUCAGACCUUCACUCCCCUCUAAAUCCCAAUGUCCUGCUGUCGGGCAUCAAUGUGGAGAAGUGUCGGUACAUGGACUCUAAGAUGAAGCCACUCUGGAUUGUGUACAACAACAAGCUGCUGGGGGGCGACACCCUGGGAAUUAUCUUCAAGAAUGGAGAUGACCUAAGACAAGACAUGUUGACCCUCCAGAUUUUGAAGUUAAUGGAUCUGCUUUGGAAGGAGGCUAAUCUGGACCUCAGAAUUGUACCGUAUGGUUGCCUAGCGACAGGUGACCGGGCAGGGCUGAUCGAGGUAGUCUCGUCAGCAGACACGAUUGCCAACAUCCAGCUGACCAGCAGCAACGUGGCAGCAGCUGCGGCCUUCAACAAGGAUGCUCUGCUCAACUGGCUUAAAGAGAGGAACUCUGGUGAUGCUCUUGAUCGGGCUAUUGAGGAGUUCACUCUGUCAUGUGCAGGCUACUGUGUAGCCACCUACGUCCUCGGCAUCGGAGACCGCCACAGUGACAACAUCAUGGUCCGCAGCACCGGACAGCUCUUCCACAUAGACUUUGGUCACAUCCUGGGCAAUUUCAAGUCCAAGUUUGGCAUCAAGAGGGAGCGUGUACCAUUUAUCCUCACACACGACUUCAUCCACGUCAUACAGCAGGGCAAGACGGGAUACACAGAGAAAUUUGGCAGUUUCCGUCAGUACUGUGAGGAAGCCUAUCUAAUCUUGAGGAAGAACGGGAACCUCUUCAUCACACUGUUUGCCCUCAUGCUGACUGCUGGACUGCCUGAGCUCACCUCAGUCAAAGACAUCCAGUACUUAAAGGACUCUCUGGCUCUGGGUAAAACGGACGACGAGGCGCUGAAGCAGUUCCGCCAGAAGUUCGACGAGGCCCUGAGAGAGAGCUGGACAACAAAAGUCAACUGGAUGGCCCACAAUGUGGCCAAAGACAACCGCUCCUAGAGCAGCUGAGACCCUUCAAGGGCCAGGGGCAAAGAGGACACGGGGAAGGAGUGUUCGAGUGUGCAGGAGGGGAAAGGUGUGCCAAGGAGACGGGGUGACAGCCACCCUGAUUUAAAGAAGGGAAUCUAGCAGAAUAUCUCAAACAUGAGCAGAUUCACCCACAUAUACUGUACAGAGUAAACCUAAACCUGAUGAAACAGCACCCUUACUCACUGUAUCCCUCCUCGCCUUGCAUCACUCUGAAAAAUCCAAAUUCAUGGUCUUGUGAGAUUUCUGUGGAAUCAUGGUGGGUAAAGUCAUUGCAAGUUUUGCACAGGCACAACAGCUGAUGGAGCACACAGCCAAAGGAAGGGAACUGAAGCACCCGCUCUGCCCACACUAAAGAUGAACUGUCCCCACGGAAAGGGCUGACGACAAAAAUCAUGUUGUGGAGUGGUUGAAACUCGGCUUGUAUGGACUCUGAAGGGACACAUGGUUUGAACACACCCCUUGUAUAAGUACAAUGGAGAUAACAAAUGGGGUUGGGAAAGGUGGAACUGAAAGACAAACAUCUGACCCCCAUGUCUUAAUUCAAUGUGCCACGCCCACAGGAAGUGCAUCUUAACUGUCUCCCUCCCACUGCCUCAACGUGUGCCUCAAAACUGUGGGAAGAUUGUAUUUUUUAUGAGUUUUCUUUUUAUUUAGCCAUUUAAAAACGUUUCAUGAGAUGUCUAUGUGCCAGACUACUUUACUAGUCCGCAGAGAAAACUUGUGUUAGGGAAAUAUUGAAAGACAAGGAAUGAUCAGAGAAAAAGGUGCCCUGAGCCUUUCAGCCGACUGUUUGAAUCUCGCUGUAUCUGGACUAUAGAACACUGGAAAGUUUUCAGAACAUAUGAAAUAAUAAGAAAUUUCAAAUAGCAUUUUAAUUAACUAAACACUUUAUUUUAGUUUCUUUUAUUUUGAAAUGACAGUGUGCAUCAUUUCUUCCCGAAUUUUCAAAUCAAGAGCAUUAUUGGACAAAGUGUUGUCUGUCACCUGUGAGUUAUCACUAGUCAACUUGUCGUAAAGUCUAAAAGGAUUGUCAGCCUUCUAAAGCGCCAUCCCACUCAUGCUAGCAACCUUGACAGAUAACCUCAAUGAGGAAUAACUGAUGCUUUUUUAACAUGUUAGGACCAAAACAGAAAGCAAAUGUUAAGUCAUUUUAUUAUUCAUACUGUGUUUUUAAUGAUCAGUUUCUGAAUUGAAUGUGAACAUAUGUGCCGCUGUCUUUUUUUUAAGUGUAUUUGUUUUUAUAUGAGCAGGUGUGGGCAGAGUUGGGGGCAUGCGUGGGCGUAGUUUUAUCGGUAGGGACAUUACACUGCGAUGUAAAGCUACUUCCUCGUUUCGACAUAUGGUGCUCCUGAGCAUCUGCAUCUGUGUUUGAUUUUCGUGCAAUAUCCGAGUAUAUGAACCAUAUCCUAUUAUAUAAAACCUUAGGCCUGGGCCUAAGCCUAUAAUGGUUUUUCUGUUGGUUUGUGUGAUGCAGCUGUAUUUCGCACCACUAGCCUUCAAAAGUCUCAGACACUGGAUAUUGUCAAAUGUACAGGCUUUUAUUGUUUUGCUGGUUUUUGUUGUCAUAGGAGUUUUAUUAAAGUUGUUUUCCACCGCGCUGCA